AUGACGAGCACAAUCGGCAUCCCGAUCAAGCUGCUGAACGAGGCGCAAGGUCACGUCGUUACUCUCGAGAUUACCUCCGGUCAGGUUUAUCGCGGUAAACUCCUCGAAGCGGAGGACAACAUGAAUGUGCAACUCAAGGAUAUUACGGUGACUGCGCGCGAUGGUCGUGUGAGCCAUCUGGAUCAGGUUUACAUUCGCGGCUCCCAUGUUCGAUUCUUCAUUGUUCCGGACAUGCUUAGAAAUGCACCCAUGUUCCGAAGCAGAGGCGUGAAGGGCAGAGGUGUUGGAUUGGCAAGAGGGCGAGCUACAGUCAGCAGAGCGAGAGCAAGCGGAAGAGGG
Hyaloscypha bicolor E is the source of this 339-nucleotide messenger RNA. Its product is annotated as LSM domain-containing protein. The annotation marks the transcript as partial. Gene Ontology annotation, biological process: RNA processing; spliceosomal snRNP assembly. Gene Ontology annotation, molecular function: RNA binding. Lineage: Eukaryota; Fungi; Ascomycota; Leotiomycetes; Helotiales; Hyaloscyphaceae. The transcript has 4 exons. The record is from RefSeq and is a predicted model, not a curated record. Gene Ontology annotation, cellular component: U1 snRNP; commitment complex; U2 snRNP.